Oryza sativa Japonica Group (Japanese rice) is the source of this 1277-nucleotide messenger RNA. RefSeq names its product tuliposide A-converting enzyme b1, amyloplastic. Lineage: Eukaryota; Viridiplantae; Streptophyta; Magnoliopsida; Poales; Poaceae. The record is from RefSeq and is a predicted model, not a curated record. Gene Ontology annotation, molecular function: hydrolase activity.
GAUAGCAUUAUUAUGGUUGAGAAUAUGGUUGCCGCUCAAGAAUAAAUGUGGGAUGCGGUGCUAAUUAAUUUGCCCUGCACCACACAAAACCACUCUCUCGUUGCUCGAUUUGGGAGCUACUACCUUUCUUGAAGGGAGCUGCGCAAUGGAUUCGAGCAGCAGCGAGAUCCUCGUCGACGCCGGUAGCUUCCGAUUAUACAAGGAUGGCCACGCCGACCGUACCGGCGACAUGGAGACCGUGCCCGCCGGCUUCGACGCCGACACCGGCGUCACCUCCAAAGACGUCGUCAUCGACGCUGUCACCGGCGUCUUCGUGCGCCUCUACCUACCACUCAUCCAGGCUGCUACCGAUGACGACGGCAAGACGAAGCUCCCCAUCCUCGUCUUCUUCCACGGCGGCUACUUCGUCGUCGGGUCAGCUAGCUGCCCUAAGCGCCACCGCAACAUCAACGAUAUCGUCGCCAGGGCCCGUUUAAUCGCUGUCUCCGUCGACUACCGCCUCGCUCCCGAGCACCUGCUCCCGGCGGCGUACGACGACUCCUGGGCGGCGCUCAACUGGGCGUUGUCCGGGGCCGACCCAUGGCUGUCCGAGCACGGCGACACCGGCCGAGUCUUCUUGGCCGGCGUCAGCGCUGGCGGGAACAUAGCCCACAACAUGACCAUCGCCGUGGGCGUGCGUGGCCUGGACGCCGCGGUACCGGCGCGCAUAGAGGGCACAAUCUUGCUCCACCCUUCGUUCUGCGGCGAGACGAGGAUGGAAGGGGAGCCGGAGGAAUUCUGGGAAAGCGUCAAGAAGAGGUGGUCGAUCAUCUUCCCCGACGCGAAGGGCGGGCUGGACGAUCCGCGGAUGAACCCCAUGGCGGCCGGCGCGCCGAGCCUGACGAAGCUGGCGUGCGAGAGGAUGCUGGUCUGCGCGGCGUCGGAGGACCCGAUAAGACCAAGGGAACGUGCGUACUACGACGCCGUGAAGCGAAGUGGGUGGGGCGGAGAGGUGGAUUGGUUCGAGUCAGAAGGCGAGGGCCACGCCUUCUUCGUCCGCAAGUACGGCAGCAGCAAGGCCGUCAAGCUCAUGGAUCGAGUGAUUGCUUUCCUUGCUGGCCAUUAACUGUACUCCCAAGAGAAAUAUUAUCGCUAUAUUAGUCAUCCGUACUUCUCUGCAUCGUGUCAUCGUGUCCACGAAUAAUUAACUAUUUGCAAUUUUUACGAGUGGUGAUAAAAAAUUUACCAGUGAAAUCAUAUGUCAUAGAUACGUGAGAGUUUAUAUGUUAUAGAUCAAG